Molecule: messenger RNA, 1586 nt
Organism: Moneuplotes crassus
Lineage: Eukaryota; Ciliophora; Spirotrichea; Euplotida; Euplotidae
Source: the annotation of a GenBank genome assembly
AUGCACACAGAAUAUGAAUGCAUGACUCUAGACUGAAAGAGGCACCCUGAAUUUUUCUGCCUUGCUCAUGAGCAAUUCACUUGUAGCCAAUGUAACACCAGCAGACAUUAUGAAUGAGACUCUACAAGGAUAUGCCAGUCUCUUGAGUUGGAAGAAAUCUCAGAUUUGCUUUAUAACUUUGUGGAUGGGCUCAAGAACAAAGCUGCUCUAUAUAAUUUGUUUAAGUCUAUACAAAGACUUGAAGAAGCACUCAAUGAUGUUGUCAAGAUGCUCCAAGCCAAUGUUGCUCAAUGCUUCAGACAAGAUAAGCAUGAAGACAUUUCGAAGCUUGUAUUCCAAGGCAAACAGAUAUUGUCAGACAUCUUCGAAGGAACUAUCUUUGGCAAUAACACAAAGUCAAAUCCAAUUCUGAGGCUUCUGUUUGACAGCCAAGUGCUGGACACUCAGAAUGGAUACUUGAUUCCACCAAUGGGAGUUAUCGAGGCUCUUGUGAACUUGAAAUCUAAAGAUCUUGUGAGAAAGUUAGUCAAGAGGACUAAGAAAAACUUUCAGGAUAAUAGAGAGCAAGAACUUGAGAUAGUUAGGAGAGAAGUCACACAAAAAUUGAAUAACAAAUACAUCCCUCAAAUAAAGAACCUUGAAAGCUUAGUUGAAAAGAUGCUUGUAGACAAACAAGAUGAUCAUGAAAGAAUCCAGUUCUUGGAAGGGUGACUUCAGAACAAGGCAGAUCAGUUAAUGGAAAUGCAGAUGGCCAAAUUACAAAUCAAAGAUUUUGAAUUAGAAAAUGCUACAUUAGUCAACCAAAUUGAGGAGUUACAAAACUGGGUACUCCACCACACAGAUUUCAAAGAUUCUAUCAUAAGCGAGAGCAAUGAGAUCAUUCAAACCUCAGGAAUAGCUCUAUUAGGAGACUCAGAGGUUGGGAAGACAGUCUUGACCUCUAGAAUAGAAGAAGAUGUGUUUUUACCCCAUUCAGAGCCAACUAAGAGCUAUGCCUUCAGGAUUGCUACAAGGAAUUACAAUCAUUCAUCUGUGAAAAUCAAGAUCUUAGAUACUGCUGGGAAGAAUCGAGCUGAAACAUUAAGUGUGAAAUUUCUAAAUUCAGCUCAAUACAUUUUCUUGAUGUAUGACAUCACUAGCAGUCAGUCUCUAGAAGGCUGACAAUUCUGGCUUAAUGAAAUUCCACCAGAGAGGAUCAAAGACAAGAUUAUAUACUUCAUCGGUAACAAGGCUGACCUCAAAGACCAGAGAGAAGUCUCUCUCGAAGUUGCAGCUGAGUUUAGAGCCAGUAAUGGAAUUGACUUCCACUUUGAAGUGUCUGCUAAGACAGGGGAUGGGAUAGAUAACCUACUUCAACAUGUGAUGAAGCACCUGUUUGUUCCUAGACAGUUUUCACUUUGAUAAAGAGUUUGUCAUGAGAUGAUCAAAGAUGAACCUUCUCAUAAUAAAACCUUUGUGAAUUUGUUCAAAAUUUUCUUGAGGCAGUAGUGGUCUCUGAUAUUCUUGAAACUCUAAUCUUCUGCUUAAUGAAGGAAUAUUUCAUUUAUUUAAGUUAUGAAUAAUUUAUUAAUAAAAAUUAGUCUUAU